UGGAUUGGGCGCGGCCCUGGAGCCCCCCAGGCCAUCCGGGCUCCGGAAGACGGCGGUACCACCCAAUAACCCCCAGCCUUCUGGAGGGAAGAUGGCUCCAGUCCUCUGGGGGGGCUUGGUUUCCACCCUGUCGUGGAGUCUGUGCCUCUUUCUGAGCUUCCCGGCACCUGUGUGGCUCCAGUCCCAGCCCUGUAACACCUGCCGGAACCUGGUCAGCAGCUUUAGCAAGGGCCUGGAACGUACCGUUCGGGACAACUUUGGAGGAGGGAACACUGCCUGGGAGGAGGAGAAGCUCUCUAAGUAUAAGGACAGUGAGACUCGGCUGGUGGAGGUGCUGGAGGGUGUGUGCAGCAAAUCUGACUUUGAGUGCCACCGACUUUUGGAACAGAGUGAGGAGCUGGUGGAGUCUUGGUGGUUCAGCAAGCAGCAUCAGGCCCCAGAUCUCUUCCAGUGGCUUUGCAUGGACUCCCUAAAGGUUUGCUGCCCUCCCGGAACCUAUGGGCCCUCCUGCCUGGCCUGUCCUGGGGGCACGGAGAAUCCAUGCAGUGGUAAUGGGCAGUGUGACGGGGAGGGCACCCGACAGGGCAGCGGGCGCUGCGACUGCCAGCCCAGCUAUGGGGGCCCCGCCUGUGCCCAGUGUGGGGACGGCUACUAUGAGGCCACUCGCAACGCCAGCCACCUGGUAUGUGAGGCCUGCUUCGGCCCCUGUUCCCGAUGCUCCGGGCCCGCGGAGGGCAGCUGCCUGCGAUGCAAACAGGGCUGGGCCCUCCACCAGCACAAGUGUGUGGACAUCGAUGAGUGUGGGACAGAGAUGGCCGCCUGCAAAGCCAACCAGUUCUGCGUGAACACGGACGGGUCCUACGAGUGCCGAGAUUGUGCCAAAGCCUGUGCUGGCUGCAUGGGAGCAGGGCCUGCUCGCUGCAAGAGGUGCAGCGCGGGCUACCGUCGAGAUGGAGCCAAAUGCCUGGACGUGGAUGAGUGCGAGGGGGAAGCCGAGGUGUGCCCAGGGGCUCACGAGCUCUGUGAGAACACAGACGGAGGCUACCGCUGUGCCUGUGCCGAGGGCUACGAGAGAAGCCCGGAGGGCUGCGUGCCCCAGCAGCUGGAAGAGCCCAAGCCUGGGGGCUUCUUCUCGGAGGUGACGGAUGACGAGGUGGUGGUCUUGCAGCAGAUGUUUUUCGGGGUCAUCAUUUGUGCCCUGGCCACUCUGGCGGCCAAGGGCGACAUGGUCUUCACCGCCAUCUUCAUCGGGGCUGUGGCCGCCAUGGCAGGGUACUGGCUGUCCGAGCGGAGUGACCGGGUGCUGGAUGGCUUCAUCAAAGGCAGAUAGAUAAUCCGUCCGGGUGGGAGGGCUGCCCUCCCGCUAGCACCCAGGGCCACGAGGUUGGCUUAGGGCCAGCCCCAAGGGCUGACGCAGGGGAAGCCUGGAACAGAUGGCUGGGGGAGCCUGGAUCCUGAGGGGAGGCAGAUUGGGCAGCUUGAGGUUGGUACGAGGAGGGAAGAAGCCGAAGUGGGUCAGCAGCCUCCCAAGCCCGCCGGAGCCAGGCCUGCUAGGUUCUGGGCAGCCAAUCCUCUGCCAAGCUCGGUGCCUCUCACUUGGCUUCCUCUAGCCAGAGGCCAGGGCUGCACUUACAUUGUUUUCUGUGUGAGAACUGAGCCAGGGGCCUCCCCUUCCUCUGGCUUCUUCCUCAGCCUCCUCUUCUCCCAGGGCCUCCCCUCCCUUUGCACGGGGGCUCCAGGCCUUCCAGGGGCGGACAAAGAUGAAGGGGAGUCGGGGAGGGGGGUGGGAGUGAGAUCCUGGAGGGGAGAACAGGCCCCACUUAAGUGAUUUUUAAGUCGUUUCCCUAUUUUGGUAGUGCCUAUGGCCUUGGCCACUCAGCUGGGUCCCACCUUCUUCCUUCUCCCCUCUCCAAGUCCUGGGAAUCGGGAGGCAGAAGGAGGUGGUUCCUGCAAGGGGAGGGAGCCGACGGGCUGAAUCCUCCUGCAUGGUCCCCCCCUUGCUUUGCCCACACUGACUAACCUAUUUAUUCAUCUCAGGAAAAUAAAGUUCUUCAUAAACCUA
Gracilinanus agilis (Agile Gracile Mouse Opossum) is the source of this 2062-nucleotide messenger RNA. RefSeq names its product cysteine rich with EGF like domains 1 (gene CRELD1). Gene Ontology annotation, molecular function: calcium ion binding. The transcript is spliced from 11 exons. Bases 92 to 1330 code for a protein of 412 amino acids. The record is from RefSeq and is a predicted model, not a curated record. NCBI's taxonomy places the organism in Eukaryota, Metazoa, Chordata, Mammalia, Didelphimorphia, Didelphidae.